Messenger RNA from Hymenoscyphus albidus, 1949 nucleotides. The record is from the annotation of a GenBank genome assembly. NCBI's taxonomy places the organism in Eukaryota, Fungi, Ascomycota, Leotiomycetes, Helotiales, Helotiaceae.
AAUAGAUCGAUCUGAUCUUAUGAGCAACAAUUUCCUAAAUUCAACAACAUGACAGGCACGUCUCGAUCAUGGAUCACUUCGGCGUUCGCGAAUCCAAUUGUACUCUCUGCAAUAGCUGUAGCUAUCAUAGUUGGUUAUUAUGUUAGAGCUUGGUACAAACUCCGUAUGUUCAAAGGGCCAUGGUUGGCGAGCUUCUCGGAAGCAUGGUUAUUUGGAGCAACUAGUUCAGGGGAUGUGCACAUGAAACUUUACGACGUCUGCAAGGAAUAUGGUAUGUAAUCUGUUCCUUGAAAUGACUUUUUCUCUUCGGAAAUGAAAUAAUGAACUGAUACAAUGUUUAUCGACGCAGGGGACUUCGCACGAGUUGGACCCAACUGGUUGAUGACCAGUGACCCCGAGGUCAUCCGUUACAUGAGUGCCGCAAAGUACAAACAUCAAAAGUCGAAUUGGUAUCAGGCCCUCAAAGUCGAUCCAUACGUGCAUAGCGUCUUAUCCGAGACCAGCCUAGAAAAACAUGAUAAACUGAGAGCCAAAAUGCAAGCAGGGGUAUGUCAACACCACCCCUUGAAUUUUCCAGCUAACCAGUGAAAGUAUUCCCUGAAAGAAAACAAAGAUCUUGGUCCCAAAAUCGACUCCCAAAUCUUGUCUCUUGUUGAUCUGAUCGAGCGAAAAUAUGUUUCCACGACUGCGGAAGUGAAACCUAUCGAUUUCGCUCGUACCGCACAGUACUACUCCCUCGAUGCAAUCACGAGUAUUGCGUUUGGGAAAGCUUUUGGUUACUUGACGGCAGACAAAGAUAUGCAUGGCUUCAUCAAGAUAGUUGAGACGGAACUUCCGUUGGCGACAUUUUGUGCAAAUACUCCUACGCUUGGACAAAUUGUUUUUGGAAGUGGUUUAUUGAACGUCCUUUGGCCAACCAGUGCAAAAGAUCAAACUGGACGAGGGAAAUUAAUGGGGUGAGACUGAUCUUGGGCUUUCAUGGCUAUCACAAUUUUUGACGUAAUUUAGGAUAGCGAAAGAAGUCGUCUCGGAACGUAUCGGUCCCAAUAAGAUUGAAAAGGCUGAUAUGCUUGGGUCUUUCCUUCGCAAUGGGUUGGAUCAGCGUCACGCCGAAUCGGAAAUCUUAACAACAAUGUAAGUUUAUAAUAUUCUCUCAAAUACUAACCAAGCAAGUCAUAUAUUGAACCUUUCAGUGUCGCUGGUUCGGACACAGUAGCCACAGCUAUUCGUGCUACCAUGCUCCACAUAAUGAGCACACCACGCGUGUACAACACCAUGGUUACCGAAAUAGAAGAUGCCAUAUCCAAAGGCCAAAUCUCCUCUCCCAUCACCUCCGCAGAAUCCAAAACCUUACCCUAUGUCCAAGCCGUAAUCAAAGAAGGUCUACGAAUCCACCCGCCCAUCACUGGAUUACUUCCCAAGAUCGUUAACCCAGGAGGCGAGACCAUCAAAGGACGAUUCGUGCCAGGAGGCACUCAUAUCGGACAAUGCGCUUGGGCCGUCCAGAGACACCCAAUAUUCGGGAAAGAUGUUGAUGUUUUCCGACCAGAAAGAUGGACUGAAGCGACUGAGGGGCAUAGAGAGGAGAUGACGAGAACUAUGGAGUUGAUGUUUGGAUCUGGGAGAUUGGGAUGCUUGGGUAAGGCAAUUGUGUUAGCUGAGUUGGAUAAAGUUUUUGUUGAGGUACGUAUUUUCUCUAUUCAGAUAUUGGACCAUCACUAAUUCUUUUGCAGAUGCUGAGAAGAUUCGAUUUUGCUCUUAUGUAUCCUGCUGCCCCUUGGAGGAGCACAAAUUUCACCAUGUUUUUGCAGGAUAAGAUGUGGGUUAUGAUUACUAAGCGCGAAACAUCACCCCGGAGUGUGAAAGUCGCAGUAGGUGAAUCUGUAGAAAACGGUGGAAUCGAAAGUUAUUAAGAGGUAGCUAGCUGGUCAUUGACCAUUGGAAUUAGG